Solenopsis invicta (red fire ant) is the source of this 2193-nucleotide messenger RNA. Its product is annotated as dnaJ protein homolog 1. Lineage: Eukaryota; Metazoa; Arthropoda; Insecta; Hymenoptera; Formicidae. The record is from RefSeq and is a predicted model, not a curated record. Gene Ontology annotation, cellular component: cytosol. Gene Ontology annotation, molecular function: protein-folding chaperone binding. Gene Ontology annotation, biological process: negative regulation of transcription by RNA polymerase II. Bases 269 to 1321 code for a protein of 350 amino acids. The transcript is spliced from 2 exons.
GGAGCGCUGCGGAGCUGGUUGAGCUCGUGUCGAUUCAUUCUCGAAAGUUCCAGAAGCUGGUAGAUGGAAAGUUUAUAUAUAUAUGGACGACGAGGUUACGCGACAGUUUAGUACGAUUUGGUACGCGCGCAGGAGCGUUAAGAGUUGUUUGAAUUUUUUGGCGAUUAUUCAUUGUCAACUGUCGCAAACCUACGUGUUCUUGUGCUCCGAAACGUGCCCUCGAGGAAUAGUCACGCUAUAGCGAAAAAUAAAACGGUAGACGAAGGAAAUGGGGAAGGACUAUUACAAGAUACUCGGCAUAGCCAAGGGAGCGAGUGACGAAGAAAUAAAAAAGGCUUACAGAAAAUUAGCCUUGCGAUAUCAUCCUGAUAAGAACAGAAGCCCAGGUGCUGAAGAAAAAUUCAAAGAAAUAGCCGAGGCGUACGAGGUUCUGUCAGAUGCGAAGAAGAGGGAGGUUUAUGAUAAAUUUGGCGAGGAAGGUUUAAAGGGAGGCGCCUCGGCCGGCGGAGGUGGAGGAGGUGCUACGUAUACCUUCCAUGGCGAUCCUAGAGCGACGUUUGCUCAAUUCUUUGGCUCGGCCAGCCCUUUUCACAAUCUGUUUGAGUUCGCUGGUAACCGUGGAGGAUUCGCCUUUCAUGAUGAUGACAUGGAUAUCGACGUGGAUCCUUUUGGAUUCGGUGGCAUGGGACCCCCGCGACAAGGUGGUGCCUUUAGAUCACAUUCGUUUAACUUUGCCAGCCCGAACACUGGUAAAGGAACUGGCAAAGAUCGUGCUCAGGAUCCGGCCAUCGAACACGAUUUAUACAUCAGCUUGGAGGAAAUUCUACGUGGUUGCACCAAGAAGAUGAAGAUAUGUAGACGAGCCAUACAGCCAGACGGUAGCACCAAAAAGGAAGACAAACUUCUCACCAUCAAUGUAAAGCCAGGUUGGAAAGCCGGCACCAAGAUCACUUUUCAGAAGGAAGGUGAUCAGUCGCCGAGGAGGGAACCCGCGGACAUUGUUUUUAUCAUCAGAGACAAACCACAUCCGCUAUUUAGGAGAGAAGGCAGUGACAUUAGAUAUACUUGUAAACUGAGCUUAAAGCAAGCUUUGUGUGGUACUGUCGUCGAAGUUCCUACGCUAACCGGCGAAAAGAUACCUUUGAAUCUGACGAGAGAAAUUGUCAAGCCGAACACUGUCAAAAGGUUCCAAGGACACGGUCUACCUUUUCCCAAAGAACCGUCGCGGAAAGGCGAUCUUCUUGUGUCGUUCGACAUCAAAUUCCCUGAAACUCUAACGCAAAGCGCCAAGGAUAUAUUGUAUGACACGUUACCCAAUUGAACUCGUAUUAUCGACCGAAACACGCGUAUGACAUAAGAAAUAUCAACGCAAUUUCACAUCUUUAAUCGGUCCAAUCGAUGAAAGCAUGGAUACGUUUUAUGUACGUUCUAGUACAUGAAGAGAUGCCAAGGCAUAGUGACAAUGACAAGGACGACAACGAUGACAAUGAUGACUGUGACGAAAUGAUUAAAAACGAUUAAACAUUUCUGCGAUUUGCUCUUAGAGAUCAAAUCAAAGAUAAAUAUGUAUUUACUUCACCAUUCAAUUUAGUUAAAAUUCAGCGACUUGGUGUCUAUGUAACGUGAUUGGUCUCUAAUACAGUUUGGUCAAUCGAUUAAAGACGUAAAAAAUAUACAGAUAUAAAUAUAUUAAAUUAUAAAAUUAUUCUAGAGAAUCUAUUGUAUCACUAAUUUCAUGUGGUUGUCGUGUCUGGAUCACUUUGUUUUCUCCACUAUACAUAUUAGGCAUAUGUGCAUGUAUGCGUGAGUAUGUGUGCGGUAUAUAUGUAAGGUGUGUAAGAUAACGCGAGCGCAAUGUCAGAGAUGUCAUCCAUUUCAUCUAAACGAAUUUCAAAUUUGUGAUGUAUUCAGCGAUAUUAAGCAUAGUUAUUGAAAAAAAAAGGAAAAUGAAAAGGCAAAAACGAUAAAACAAAAAUUUCAUAUAUUGUAACGACUCUUGUACAUUAUUUUUAUCGUACAUACACUUUGUCUAAUAUAAAGAAUUUUUGUUUACAUUAAAUAUCGCAAGACAAACUGACAAAUAUAGGCUCACGAUAGUUUCUGAUGUCGAACCAAUGUCUCAUUAUAUAAUUGCUACUAAGUUUCAUGGUUGAGUAAUUAUUUGCACGCUAAAUAUGAAGAAAUAUUAAGUUA